CAGUGUUAGCGGUGUUCGGGUCCGGGAGCAACAUGGCGGCGUCCGUGAGGGCCUAGCUUUGGGAAAACACAGUGUGCGGUGUCGCUGUCUUGCGGGAUAUCGACCUACUUGAGCUUUCAGCGACCACCUAUUUAAGGAAGCGUAAACUCAUCCGCGGUAGCUUUAGUGACCGGCGGUUCGCUCUCCUCCCCAGUAAGGAGCAGAGUCCUGAGCACUGACCAGGAUGAGCAACAUCUACAUCCAGGAACCUCCAACGAACGGGAAGGUUUUAUUGAAAACUACAGCUGGAGAUAUUGACAUAGAGUUAUGGUCAAAAGAAGCCCCUAAAGCUUGCAGAAAUUUCAUUCAGCUUUGUUUGGAAGCUUAUUAUGACAACACCAUUUUUCAUCGAGUUGUACCUGGCUUUAUAGUCCAAGGGGGAGAUCCUACUGGCACAGGGGCUGGUGGAGAGUCCAUUUAUGGAGUCCCAUUCAAGGAUGAAUUUCAUUCACGGUUGCGUUUUAAUCGGAGAGGAUUGGUUGCCAUGGCAAACGCUGGCCCUCAUGAUAAUGGCAGCCAGUUUUUCUUUACACUGGGUCGAGCAGAUGAACUUAACAAUAAACACACCAUCUUUGGAAAGGUGACAGGGGAUACAGUAUACAACAUGCUGAGACUGACAGAAGUAGACAUUGAUGAUGAAGAAAGACCAUGUAAUCCGCACAAAAUAAGAAGUUGUGAGGUUUUGUUUAAUCCUUUUGAUGACAUCAUUCCAAGGGAAAUUAAAAAGCUGAAAAAAGAGAAACCAGAGGAGGAAGUAAAGAAAUUGAAACCCAAAGGCACAAAAAAUUUUAAUUUACUUUCAUUUGGAGAGGAAGCAGAAGAAGAAGAAGAGGAAGUAAAUCGAGUUAGUCAGAGCAUGAAGGGAAAAAGCAAAAGUAGUCAUGACUUGCUUAAGGAUGAUCCACAUCUCAGUUCCGUUCCAGUUGUUGAAAGUGAAAAAGGUGAUGCUGCAGGAGAUUCAGAUAAUGAUGGAGAAGGUGAAAGUGCAGACCAUGAUGGUGAUGAGAAGAAUCUGAUUAGAGAACGAAUUGCAAAAAAGUUAAAAAAAGACACAUCUGCAAAUGUUAAAUCAGCAGGCGAGGGAGAAGUGGAAAAGAAAUCAGUUAGUCGCAGUGAGGAACUCCGAAAAGAAGCAAGACAAUUAAAGCGGGAACUCUUAGCAGCAAAACAAAAAAAAGAAGAAAAUGCAGCAAAACAAGCAGAUAAAAGAAGUGAAGAGGAAGAAGCUGCUCCAGAUGGUGCUGUUGCAGAAUACAGAAGAGAAAAGCAAAAGUAUGAAGCUUUGAGGAAGCAACAGGCAAAGAAGGGAACUUCCCGGGAAGACCAGACCCUUGCACUGCUCAACCAGUUUAAAUCUAAACUCACUCAAGCAAUUGCUGAAACUCCUGAAAAUGACAUUUCUGAAACAGAAGUAGAAGACGACGAAGGGUGGAUGUCGCAUGUACUUCAAUUUGAGGAUAAAAGCAGAAAAGUGAAAGAUGCAAGCAUGCAAGACUCAGACACAUUUGAAAUCUAUGAUCCUCGGAAUCCAGUGAAUAAAAGAAGAAGGGAAGAAAGCAAAAAGCUCAUGAGAGAGAAAAAAGAAAGAAGAUAAAAUAAGAGGAAUGGUAACCAGAACUAGCUGGAAAAGUGCCUGCAAUAAAUGGCCUUGUAACAGCCAUUGUUCCCAACAGCAUCACAUAAUGGUGUGAAAGUAUUUUUGAACCUGUUGUCUGGUUUUGAAAAACAGUUGUCUUGUUUUAUAAAUUGUAGAAUAACUUAAGCAAGUGUUUCGGUUACUGGUACAUGCUUUUUUUUUUCUUCCUAAUUGACCUUUUAUAUUGCUAAAUCUGAAAUAAAAUCACUUUUUUUCCAGUUUAACGUGUUAAACAUUUGCAGACUGUAUAACACUGUUUGUGUCUUUUUGCCCUAAAAUAUGUGAAGGCUUCCUUUUUAAGAUUUUUUUAUAGGAAGUUCUUACAGAAAGAGGAUUUGGGAGAAACCUCCUGGACAUUGUUACCAGUGCUAACUUUGGAGUAUAAUAAAAAUUAUCUAAUAUAAAGAUUAAUUUUUUGUUUUGCACAUAAGUAUUUGAGCAUAGCCAAAUAAGUACAAUUCAAUAGCCUUAUGUCUUCAGUCUUAAGGAAUCCCUAAGUGAGUAGUCACACCUGCAGCUAGACUGAUGCCUCAGCUAUAUAGAUCUAGCCAAGAUACUCCAAAGAGUCUAAGCAAUGUUGGCUGACUUCACGGCGUAGCCUAGCAUAUCAUCCGGCCACCAAUCUGGUCUUCUACCCUUCUUAGCACAGAAUCAGCAAGAGCACAUACAGAGGGCCCAUUCCACCAGUAGAACUCUUAAAAUUAAUAAUUUAGCCCUUCAAUGACAAUCAUUCAUACUGAUUAUUUACUGCAUAUUAUCUAUAUUUAGUCAAUAAAUUCUAGAAUCUUACUACCACAGUUAUAACACAGGCUAAUUUUCAGUUAUCUAACAAAACCUCAUGUCUUCUCAGAGAGUUAUCUCAUUAGCUCUCCCUUUCAAAAUGUAAUCUCAUAGGCUUUCUCUAGACACAGGUUCUCUAACUAUAGUCCCAUAUGCUACCCUACAGUAGCAGCAGCAAUGGCAUCUGAUGGCAUGUUAAAAUACAAAUUCUUUCCCUACUCCCUCCCUACCUCCAUUCUACUGAAUCCAGAACUUUGGAGCUGGAGGUCUUGUUAAAUAAAGAUUGCUGGACCUCACUACUGAUGGUUCUGCCUCUCUGGAGACUGGCAAUAUCUACUGAAGUUAAAGAUGUGUAUAUCCAGUGAUCCAAAAAUUGUAAUGCUAGGUCUAUAUAUACCCUAAAGAAAUUUUCACACAUUGCUCAAGAAAAUCUGUACUAAGAUAUACAUUGAAGCAUCAACCAAAGAAUGGCUAAAUAAGUUGUAUAUCCCUACUGUGGAAUACUUUAUACUGGUGAAAAAUCAAUAAACCAGAGCUAUAUGUAACAGCACAUUUUAAUGUGAAAAAAGGAAACCAUCUAUAUAAAAAUUUAAAACAUGUAACACACCAUUAUAUAUUGUUUAUAGAUAUAUAUGUAUCAUAAAUGAGAAAAUAUGUUUCAGAAAAGUGGUUACCUCUGAGAGAGAGGGAGAAUACACAGGGAGCCUCACUUGGUGUUUGUAAUGUUUUAUUUCUUAAGCAAGACAGAGGGUACUCAAUUUUCAUUAUAUAAUUCUCUAUACAUUUUGCUAUGCCUGAAAUAUUUUGUAAUUUUUUCUUUAUGAUCAUAGCUAGAAACCUGAGGUGAGGAGACAGAAGGACUCCCUCUACUGACAACAAUCCCCUUUUCUUUUUGCUUCCAGAAGAAGGGAUAAAUUUCAGAGAAAAGGAGGGGGACAUGACAGAGGUGUAGUACCAAAAUGCACCUUAUUACGUGCCCUCAGUUCACUGUAUUCUCUGAAGCCCGCAGUCAGUAAUGCAUCUGCCGCAUCUAAAAAUGGGGACACCAUUGAACAAGGUCAUUAAAAAGUGUGAGGAGAUGAGUGGUUUGCUGCUGUUGUUUUUAGAACAAGUUCAAUAAGCUAUGGUGUCCUUAUCAAACUGUCACUACCAAGUUUUUCGAUAGGAUCUGACGUGUGAGGUACAUAAACCUGUUCUGUUGUAUCAGUGUUGCCUGUACGGAAAAGGUUAGAUAAAUGCAGAAUAUUGCCCAAACAUGCUGUCUAAUCUUGGUGAUAACAAGAAAGAAAAUGGAAGUGUGAAGUGAGUUACCAUUGAGAGUUGUCUCAGUAUAAGCAAUUUACAUGUACAGGGUGUAGAGAAGUUAAGAGGGGUUACAUUCUUUAACACUGUCAUUCACAAAAAAGAGCAGGUCUGGUUUCUCUAUGGCUUUGACUCUAUUCCAGUUACUCUAAACAAAUUUAUCAAGUGAUGCAUUUCUGCUUACUAGAAAGCAGUUUUUCCUGUCACACAUAUAUUUUAUCUCCUUUCUUCUUUUAGCUUUUGAUGAAGAGAAGUAAAGCAAGGCACCAUAUUUUAGAGAUAUCCUUUCUAAUAAGGAGUUGAUGGAAUUUGAAUUCUGAGAGAAAUAAUAAAAUCACCAAAUCUUACUAGGAUGGGUAUUAGAAGUCCCAUGCUUGUCUCAAGGAUACUCUUUAUUCCCAAAAUCCCCUUUGCCAAAGCCAUCCAUGAAUAUCUUGGUCAUAGAUGCUAAGAGUUUCGUUAAUCCUUGUGGAUGCUUGUUUUCAGUAGUAAACCAGCUCCCUAAAAAAAAACAGAGAGACAAAAAGCCCUGAUUUGUUGUUGUUUUACCUAUCUCCAUAGUGUAAAUACUCACCGUGGCCAAUUUUGAGCUACCGAAAGUAACUCCAAUAUACAAUUGUUAUCCAAAAAUAACAAUAUGGAGAUUUAUUUUUUUCCAUUAUGCUUCAUUUCCAGUUCAAAGCUUAUAUGGUAAUGCUCGCAUUGGCAUUAAAGAGAACAAAGGUUUUGACCCUUUGCCAGGAUUACAGUAUUCAUGCAUACUUCUAUUUUAUGUGAUUUCUUCACACAAUUUGGACAAGUACUAAGUUUUAGCAAUGGCUGCAUCCAAUGCUUUUCUCGUUGUUUUGUAUUUUUAGAUUCUGCACUGGUGGAGUUUUCCAGAGUCAUUUGGCUCACACUUAUUUUUCUCUAUUUGCCUUUUUUGCCUCAAAUAACCAGGUGUCCACAGCAAGAAGCAAACAAAUCUCACAGAAAAAAAAGAGUUAUGAAAUUAUUUUUUAAAAAGGACAGCAUGAAAUUAUAGUUCUUUAAAUUAUUCCCUGUAAGUGAUGAUGUACGAAUUCAUCAUGUAAAAAAAAAAAAAAAAAGGAUUUAGUGUUGGGGGUGGGGAA
Choloepus didactylus (southern two-toed sloth) is the source of this 4869-nucleotide messenger RNA. It is a transcript of the gene CWC27, whose product is annotated as CWC27 spliceosome associated cyclophilin. The coding region runs from base 224 to 1633 and encodes 469 amino acids. The transcript is spliced from 14 exons. Gene Ontology annotation, molecular function: peptidyl-prolyl cis-trans isomerase activity. Gene Ontology annotation, cellular component: catalytic step 2 spliceosome. Lineage: Eukaryota; Metazoa; Chordata; Mammalia; Pilosa; Megalonychidae. Gene Ontology annotation, biological process: protein peptidyl-prolyl isomerization; protein folding. The record is from RefSeq and is a predicted model, not a curated record.